AUGUCGAACGGUAUCUUGAAGACGUCUGGGCCUGAUGUUGUCGAUGCUUCAGGUAACCCAGUCCGCCUGCGAGGGACGGCACUCGGUGGCUGGAUGCUCAUGGAGAACUUCAUGAACGGUUUCCCCGGUCGCGAACACCAGAUCCGCGCAGCGCUCCUGAAGGUCCUUGGGAAGGAGAAGUACGAAUUCUUCUUCGACAAGUUCCUCGAGUACUUCUUCACGGAGAAGGAUGCCGAGUUUCUGUCCUCGAUCGGCUUCAAUUGCGUCCGUCUAUCUUUCAACUACCACCACUUUGAAGAUGACAUGAACCCUUUCGUCAUCAAGGAAGAGGGCUUCAAGCAUCUCGAUCGCGCAAUUGAAAUUUGCUCCAAGUACGGAAUCUACACCAUCCUCGACCUCCACUCCGCCCCGGGAGGCCAGAACCAGGACUGGCAUUCAGACAACCCCACAGGAUACGCUGCUUUCUGGGAUCACAAGCACUUCCAGGACAGAGUCAUCAACCUGUGGCAAGUUCUCGCAAAACGCUACAAGGGCAACCCGUGGAUCGCAGGAUUCAACCCUCUCAAUGAGCCCGCCGAUGUCGAGUGGACACGGCUCUUGGCCUUCUACGAUCGCAUCGUUCCUGCCAUCCGCGAGAUCGACCCGGAUCAUAUCCUCUUCCUCGAGGGCAACACCUUCAGUAUGGACUUCUCCGGCUUCACCAAGGUGUUCCCCAACUCCGUGUAUGCGGUCCACGACUACUGCGGCUUCGGAUUCCCGAACCGCAUUGGCAGAUACCAGGGUCUGAAGGACCAAGACGCGUAUAUCCGGCAGAUGUACGAUCGCAAGGUUGCGUUUAUGAAGGAACACAAUGUUCCCAUCUGGAACGGCGAGUUCGGUCCGAUCUACGAGCGAGAAGAGUACAACCCUGACUGGAAGGUUCACAAUGAGGAGAGAUACGACAUGUUGGACAGACAAAUGGCGAUCUACACCUCCGAAGGCAUCGCCUGGAGCAUCUGGGCUUACAAGGACGUCAACGUUAUGGGAAUGACUUACCUCUCUCCCGACUCGGCCUGGCUAAAGCUUCUCGGUCCCAUGAUCCGCAAAAAGCGCGAUCUCGCCGUCGACAGCUGGGCCUACGACGACGCGCAUCUCCAACCCAACCUCUUUGGCCCACUUCACAAGUGGUUCGAGGACAACGUCCCUGCGCAGUACAACAAGAAGUACCCGUGGCAGUGGCGCAUGCACAUGCACGUCUUCCGCGGAAUCCGCGGCAUCACCAUGGCCGAGUACAUGAUUCCCGAGUGGGCCGGCUAUUUCAAGGACAGGACCUUUGAGGAGCUUGACGAGUUGGCGGCCAGUUGGAAGUACGAGAACUGCUGUCAGCGGGAGCGACUGAAUGAGUUGCUCCAAUUGUAUGCGCCCAUGACGCCAGAGGAUAAGAGACUGGAGGGCAAGGUCAUCCAGCCCGAGGCCGAGAAGAACGGUGACAAGCCCAAAGAGACGGUGUCCGGUGUCGGCGUGUUCGAGCUGUCGCCGGAAGAAAAGGCGAAGAAGCUUGCGCAAACGAACGGCACACCCGUUGCUGUUGCCUCAUGA
Molecule: messenger RNA, 1578 nt
Organism: Colletotrichum chrysophilum
Lineage: Eukaryota; Fungi; Ascomycota; Sordariomycetes; Glomerellales; Glomerellaceae
Exons: 5
Coding region: 1-1578 (525 amino acids)
Biological process (GO): glucan catabolic process
Cellular component (GO): extracellular region; cell surface
Molecular function (GO): beta-glucosidase activity
Source: RefSeq, a predicted model, not a curated record